GGUGAGAUUUAUUGACGGUACUUGCAUCAUACUAAAUUACCGUAUCGUAUGGUACGGGUACUUGUGGUAUGAUAUCCCGCUAUCUUAAAAUCCCUGAACCAAGUUCCACGUUGCACAUUCUAUUAUACGCCACGGACCUCUCAAGCUAAAGCUGGGUUAGGGUUGAUAGCUGCUGACAGCAGCCGUUAACCCUAUCUUUUCCUCACCCAACUUUCCCGCCAUCACAACCUCAACUUUCAUCGCCAGCAGCAACAUGUCGGAAGAAGACACGGCAAUCGAGAAAGGCAUCCUAGCGGAGCUGGAUAGGGAAGCAUCUGAUUACCUCAAGGUAAGGCUUCCCCCCCCCCUUCUCUAUUUCCCCUUUUCUGCCUUUUUCUUUCUUCCUCCUACUCUGGGGAAGGCGAGGGAAAAAAGAAAAGUGAGGAAAAGGCCCGAAAUAAUAAUAAUGAGAGGCCAACUAAUGCACUCACCCGUUACCAGGAUGCCGAGAUAUCUCGUAUGAUCUACCCUCCUACCGUACCCUUGCAUUUCCCUACUCUUGCGCCUUAAGGAGAGGGGGGGCGCAAACGCUACUUUGCUCCUCCUCCCUACUAUACUUAAUUCACGAGAAUACGCAAGUGGGUAAAAGAACCAAAAGAGAGAGUUGGCUAACUGCUCACACCAGGGAUCUUGAACGCUUUCAAACUUGAUGCGUAAGAACCCCCCCCCCCCCCCUCCUUCCCUUCUCCACCAAAAUCCUGCAUAAAUUCUAAAACAAGCUGUGGAAACAAAAACAGCUACGCAAUCCUUGACCUAAAACCCGGCGUCCCGGAAUCCGACAUCAAGCUCCAAUUCCGUCGCAAGUCCCUCCUCAUCCAUCCGGACAAGACCAAGAACCCGCAAGCCCCCGAUGCCUUCGAUCGUCUGAAAAAGGCUCAGGGCGUGCUCAUGGACGAGAAGGCGCGCACCCGCCUGGAUGAAGCGAUCGCCGACGCGCGCAUGCUACUCAUCCGCGAGAAGAAAUGGACCGUGGAUAAUCCGGAGCUCACCAGCGAGGAGUUCGCUGUGGAGUGGCGGGAGAAGACCAAAUUUGUCCUGAUCGAGAGCGAGUUGAGGAGGAGGAAGCAGGUCAAGGCGCAGAUGGCCGAGGAAGGGAGGGAGAAGAGGAAGGCGGAUGAGGAGGUUGAGGCGCGGAAAAGGAAGCGGGAGAAUGAGGUUGCCUGGGAAGAGACCAGGGAUCAGAGGAUUAAUAGCUGGAGGGAUUUUAAGAAGGGAGAAGGGAAAAGGAAGAAGAAAAAGGCCAAGCCUUUGGGAUGAAGCUCUUUCCUUUUUUUCCUAUAUUUCCUUUCUUUCUCCGAAAAAAACUCUUAAUGUCUUUCG
Tuber aestivum (summer truffle) is the source of this 1359-nucleotide messenger RNA. The record is from the annotation of a GenBank genome assembly. Lineage: Eukaryota; Fungi; Ascomycota; Pezizomycetes; Pezizales; Tuberaceae.